Cyanidioschyzon merolae strain 10D is the source of this 378-nucleotide messenger RNA. RefSeq lists its product as hypothetical. The record is from RefSeq and is a predicted model, not a curated record. NCBI's taxonomy places the organism in Eukaryota, Rhodophyta, Bangiophyceae, Cyanidiales, Cyanidiaceae. The transcript has a single exon. Bases 1 to 378 code for a protein of 125 amino acids.
AUGAGGAGGCGGGUGAACGCUUCGGCUGCGAGCUUACCCCACCAUAUCAGUACCACUCGAGUCGCAGAGGUGUCCAUUCGAAUCACAGCAUACGUCUGUUACGGAUACGGUUGCGUCAAGUCGAUUCCCGUGGCAGCGAAUUUCUCGAUGCACCAGCCAAUGACCCCUAUCUGGCGUUCUACGAAAAACCUUUCUCGAAUAACAAGCGCAUUUCUCACGCACUAUAAGCCGGCUCGAUCGAGCUGUGCAGAGAGGAAAUGUAGCGCUCGCAUCCGUGCCAUUACCGUAGCAGCCGCUUGGCAGACCAAUGGCUCUAUCUGCACGUUGCGCGUUUGUAUGAACAGCGUCACCCCGUAUCGAAGAAGAGCUCAAAGCUGA